UUUAGUCACUGGUUUAUGUUAAGUGGGUAGACUUCGCUAAGAAGUUGCCAAGAUGUACAGCUGGACUGAGCUAAGCUAACUCCUGACGGGUGUGUUGUUGCUGUAAACUGCGGUGGCAUUAAACGGCGUCCACAGCGUGGUAUUUAUGCGUGGAAAAAGGCGCUUUUAUUAAAAGACAGCAUCAGCGAGGAGAAGCUAACUUUGAGCCAGCCUGUCCAGACGGUGCUGGUGGUUGAAGCAGAGGGAGGCGUGUCCUCCAUUUGUACUGUUUUCAUUUUCAGGUGGGCAGAAGAAACGCUGAAGGAAACACGUAGGCUGUUCCUGCAGUUAAUUACCAGAGUGUGUGAGGCAAAACACGCGGGAUGGCCCAGUGCACACAGUACACAGGACAGACUUACAGGAUAGACGGAAAUAAACAUGUUGCUUUCUAACUUCGCGUACCUGUGAGAAUCGACCGAUACUGGGGAAACGGGAAAGCCGAUCGAGGCAGAUGAAACGAGGUCUCCAAGGGAACAAGCAGGAGGAUGGAGGUGGAACCAGCGGUGGGUGUCAGAAGACUCUUAAACGGUCCCGCAAGCAGAGGAGGGAGAAAGAUUUGGAGGACGAGGAAUCCCGCUGGGAGUGUCUGCCACAGGAGAUCCUGCUCCACAUCUUCCAGUACCUGCCUCUACUGGAUAGGGCUUUUGCCUCCCAGGUAUGCCGGGGCUGGAACGAGGCCUUUCACAUGCCAGAACUGUGGCGAUGCUUUGAGUUUGAGUUGAACCAGCCAGCCAGCUCCUACCUGAAGGCCACACACCCAGACCUCAUCAAACAGAUCAUCAAGAGGCACUCGGACCACCUGCAGUAUGUCAGCUUCAAGGUGGACAGCAGCAGAGAGUCUGCAGAAGCAGCGUGCGACAUCCUCUCUCAGCUGGUGAAUUGUUCUUUGAAAACUCUGGGGCUCAUCUCCACAGCCAGGCCCAGCUUCAUGGAGAUGCCUAAGUCCCACUUCAUCUCAGCACUGACUGUGGUUUUCGUCAACUCUAAAUCCCUGUCCUCCCUGAAGAUUGAUGACACGCCCGUGGAUGACCCGUCUCUUAAAGUCCUGGUGGCCAAUAACAGCGACACGCUCAAACUGCUCAAAAUGAGCAGCUGCCCUCAUGUUUCCCCUGCAGGCAUCCUGUGUGUGGCUGAUCAGUGCCAUGGCCUGAGAGAACUGGCUCUCAACUACCAUUUGCUGAGCGAUGAACUUCUCAUCGCCCUCUCCUCGGAGAAGCACGUGCAUCUCGAGCACCUCCGCAUUGACGUGGUCAGUGAAAAUCCCGGCCAACAGUUUCACACCAUCAAAAAGAGCAGCUGGGACGCCAUGAUGCGUCACUCGCCUAAAUUUAAUCUGGUCAUGUACUUCUUCCUCUACGAGGAUGAGUUUGGCCCUUUCUUCCGCGACGAAAUCCCCGUUACGCAUCUGUACUUCGGCCGCUCCGUCAGCAAAGACGUGCUGGGGCGCGUCGGCCUCAACUGCCCGCGUCUGGUCGAGCUGGUGGUGUGCGCCAACGGGCUGCGACCGCUGGACGAGGAGCUGAUCCGCAUCGCCCAGCGCUGCACGCAGCUGUCUGCCAUCGGCUUGGGAGAGUGCGAAGUGUCCUGCAGCGCCUUCGUGGAGUUUGUCAAGAUGUGCGGAGACAGACUGACGCAGCUAUCCAUCAUGGAGGAAGUACUGGUUCCAGAUCAUCGCUAUGGGUUGGAUGAUAUCCACUGGGAGGUGUCAAAGCAUUUGGGUCGCGUCUGGUUCCCAGACAUGAUGCCUACGUGGUAGAGCUCUGGUAGAAGGCUCAUCUUUCUUUUUUUUUUUCUGAAAACAUGAAGAAAACUGAUUUUAUUUUAAUAACAUGUAUUGAUUUCAGCUGCAAAUUUCUGUAUAUAACUUGUAUUUAGGUGUAUAUUUAUAGAUUAUAAUAUACGUAAUUUGUAACAUUUAGUAUCUUGUUUUCUUCAGCCCUUGAAUACUGGAUAAAUAUAGUGUUUGAGGGUUUGGGGGUGUCACUUUUCCAGGGGGAUAAACAAAUAUGUCUGGCAACUAGUGGCCUGUUUAUGCUCGCCGUUUUUGCCCUCGCGAACGGUGACGUACGACGAAAGUGACAUCACAUCCGCUGGGUCAAUCCGCGCCUUUUAUUUGUCAUUCUGGACAAUCGUACCAGAAACUUUUGUAGCUUCGCACAGGUGUCCGUGUCAUUGCUGCAGCAGCUGGGUUGGCGGUGCACUCGUGUCAGAAUUAAACCUCUUGUUUAAUUCUAUCAUUGUAGUUGUUUUGCUUCUGGUUUUGACUUCUUCUCCUGUGCCACCGCUAAUGUGGAUGUUUUAUGUCAGCGGUGACACCUGUCAUUCAGGAAAAUCCUGCUUUAAAUGAUACUAUGGCGACGUCACGGUUGGCGUGCAGAACGACCGAUCGGGUGAGCAUAAAUGGACCCUAAUGAGUUGUUUCAUCCACACAAGAUGCAUGUAACAAAUAUGAAUCGGUUACAAACUAACAAAUAUUCCUUUUUGCCUUGUAAUUGUAAUCCCUUUAAAAUAAAUCAGAAACUUUAAAGCUCUGAGCUUAAUUUCACUUAAACGAGUUAACAUGCAGAUGUUAAAGAGAUUAUCAUCACCACACUGAACCCAGCGUCUUUGAAGCCAGGCAGUUUACUCUUUGUGUGGUAGAGAAGUACUUGCAGUAGAAGGGGAUGAUCACCAUUAUAAGCUAAUGUAUUUUAGUACGCAUUCAAAGUACAAGAAUUUUAUUUUAUUUUUUUCAUGGUGAGGUGACAGCUUGUUAUAGAUCGUGGUUGCUGAUCAUGUGACUAAAAGGAAGGAGGCAGCACAGACAGUACUUACUUGUUUUGUCUGCUCCUGCCAUCCAUCACUGUGUCACUACUUCAAAAGCACAUUCAAAUAAAACUGAACCUCAUGUUUCUGCCCUGUGUUUGAUUUCGGACAGCUAAUUGUGCAGGCGUUUUUCUUUGGUCGCUUUGGCCAUGAUCAUGUUUGUCUUCAUAUACUGUAUAAAUAUGUGUAUAUAUAAACAUAUAUGUGCGUGCGUGUGUAAUGUACGAGUUUAUUUUCUGCAUUGCCUGCACCCACGUUCCUGUAAUUGUAAAUAUAAAAUCUGUUAUAUUUAAAAACAAAUGUAAGAGAGAAAUUCUAAUCAUAUAUCUGUACAUUUAAUGAUUCCUUUCAAUGCACUUUUACCCUAAUGAAGGUCCCGAGAGUAGCAUUAGGGAAGGAAAUUGGACAAUUUUGGAGCUAAAUGGUCACAGGAUUUAGCAGCGGUUCUGCAGUCUAAUAACUCUGAGCCACCUUUUGUAGUUAACUUGAUUUUAUAAUGUUCAUUUCUUACAAAUAUUGAGAUGAUAAGAAUUUAAAGUGGAUUUAUCUUGUUUUUUUGUUAACUGACACACAGUCAGUCAAUCAUCCUGGGAAACCAAAACCCACUAUAUAGCACAGUCACUGAUGAAGCUUCAAUUUCUAACUUGAAGAAAUAUUAGCGUGAUUUAGGAAAAUUGUAACUAAUUGGGAAUUAAAUUCAGAAUUUCGAAGGUUACUUGAUUGAUGUGCGCACAGUUGUAACGUUAGGGCUGUGUUCUUCAGCCUGUCACAGACACAGUUGGGCUUUCACAAAUGAAGCGGAUGGUUGUAGAUGAUAUUUGUAAUCGUGCAGCCCUGCAGACGGGACAGUAUGGCAGCUGAAUGUUGAUGUAGCCGAGUGUUUUCAUGAAUGUAUAAGCAUGAAAUAUUUAUCUUUCUCUAUUGUUUUUGUUGCAGUGGACUGAAAGCUGAUUUAAGUUGGACACCUUUUAGUCUGUCAGUCAUUAUGUUCUGAGUUUACGAGGUUUAUAUUUCACCUUGUCUGUUUGGUUUUUUUUACUUUUUAUUUUUUGGGCAAAUGUUAAUAGAAGAGCCACUCCUUUAUAUUGAUAUUGUACCCUGUAACAGGCCCUGUAACGUCUUACUUGUAAGUUUUCUGUUUCUGCGAAGCUGCCACGCCUGACAAUGGACUUUGUCCUUUACUGACACACAGUACAGUUUAUGGUGUAUCUAUACAAAUACAAAUGCACAUAUGCUGUCUGUUGGUUAAUAUUAACCACAUUUGUGUUGUGUUUGCACAUGAUUAUCGUAGUAUCAGAAAACUGGCCGAGUAAGGGCUGCAGUUGUAUAGAGAACAACAUGUUGUUUAUAUUCAAUCUAAAUAAAGCUGCAUUGUAUUGAGAAGAUU
Oreochromis niloticus (Nile tilapia) is the source of this 4231-nucleotide messenger RNA. Its product is annotated as F-box/LRR-repeat protein 3. Gene Ontology annotation, molecular function: protein binding. Gene Ontology annotation, cellular component: mitochondrion. Lineage: Eukaryota; Metazoa; Chordata; Actinopteri; Cichliformes; Cichlidae. The transcript is spliced from 6 exons. Bases 491 to 1795 code for a protein of 434 amino acids. The record is from RefSeq and is a predicted model, not a curated record.